Molecule: messenger RNA, 1500 nt
Organism: Cordyceps fumosorosea ARSEF 2679
Lineage: Eukaryota; Fungi; Ascomycota; Sordariomycetes; Hypocreales; Cordycipitaceae
Exons: 1
Coding region: 1-1500 (499 amino acids)
Source: RefSeq, a predicted model, not a curated record
AUGACAUGCGGCUCGUCGAACCCGCCGGUCCAGCCUACCUACACGACGGCCGGUACCAUUUACAAUCCAAGCUCGUCCCAGCCCUUGCAGCCUCCAACGAGACGAGGACGAUCGCUCAAGUGGACGUCUGGCGGUGCAUACUCCGACCUUUGUCUACUACCACGCUCCGUCGUUGCGUAUCUUCAGACCAAAAACAACGACCGCAACUCCCCGUAUUCUGCAGCACAGUAUACGCCGCUGCAGCAAAACUACGACCGAGCGGCCAAUCCCAUCGGCAGGAACGGCUACUUGGAUGACAUGCGUUCCACCUGGACCGGUACGCCAAGCAGAGAGGUAGACGAGAUUAUGGGGUACAGUGCUAGCGACCGGGACCACGACGGAGAUGACGAGGACGAGGACGAAGACGACGGCAUGGACAGCAUCAUGAUGAACAUGCCUGUCAAGUCGCUUCACAAUCUCGCCUCAUAUCCAAACCCCAACCAGAGGAAGGCUCGGAAGGUCCUCUUCCGUCCGUUGAAGCCGAGACUCAACUUGCAGCAUACUUAUAGUGCAAACGAGAUGCCGAGCCAGCAUUGGGACGCAAGACCAAGCCUUGAUCCGGUGUAUGAUCGAUAUUGGGCCAAGCCGCGUCUGUCUAACUCAGACUCCGUGGCAUCACAGCUGAUGGCCAGAGCUGAACUGCAGGGCAUCACCGAAAGGGGUCAGAGGGAGGGACAAAGCCCGCCACCCAAAAGCGAGAGCUCUGAGCAGAGCAGUGCCUGGCUUACGCACCUAGCCCUCGGUGCCCCGAGACCCUUGACGGCUGGACCGCCUGGACAGCGUCAAUACCGAGCGUCGACGUUCAAGUCUACCUUUAAAGCCUUGAGCACUGAUUCUAAGGCCGCAAAGCCGUUGGAAGAGGAUGUCGGGUACGCCGUAACGGCACGAGUGCUGCAGCAUGCUGGGAUUGACGAUGCCCAGGGCAAGCUCGCAGACUCGCUGUCUAGACAAGAGUCUGAGGCAAGCUUCUACACGCAGCUAUUCCAAGGCAGCCAGAUUCUGCCGGCAGGGUCGCCAAAUGGGAGCUGCUACGGGACUGUGGGAUCCCCUGACAAAGGCAAGCGACGAUGUGACGCGGAUGAGUUUGCAGGGUUGGAUCCCGAGGCGGAAGGCCCUGAGUGGCGGGUACCGUCGCGGUGCGUUAGUAUUCGAUCUCGUACGAACCCCGAGUACCAGGCAGGUCUCGCGGCUUACAUGGAAAGGGUGAAUAGAUGGUGGUAUUCGGGCUGCGAGAGGCUUUGUGACGAAGAGGCGUUGGAGGCGGGAAGGGCUCAGGCAUGGUGCGUGGGUGUAAUUGGUGAUGGGCGACAGGGACAGACCGGACGGAACAGGCACGCGCGGCUUGGGACUGAAGAAGCGAACAAGAUGGAUGCGGCAGAGCACGCCAAGCCGCUUCUCGAAAUGGCUGUGGCGAACCUGGAGCGGAAUUUUGAAGGGAUGAUGAAGAGCCGUGGGGGUUAG